Schistocerca cancellata (South American locust) is the source of this 1274-nucleotide messenger RNA. RefSeq lists its product as uncharacterized. The record is from RefSeq and is a predicted model, not a curated record. Lineage: Eukaryota; Metazoa; Arthropoda; Insecta; Orthoptera; Acrididae. The transcript is spliced from 4 exons. Bases 1 to 585 code for a protein of 194 amino acids.
AUGACCUCUACAAUUGCUCCUGACUUAAUAGUGUAUUCAAAUUAUGGAAGUCAACGGUUUUUUGGUGAUACAACCCUAAUAGCAUUUAUUGUUGGUGGAACUACACUACUCAUUGUGGCUAUUCUGGGACUCUUGAUUUAUCUGAAGAAAUGCCAGGAGAUCUUCUCUUCACACAAAUGUGACGAGAAAACAUCAGAAACAGGAAAAAUAGAAGAUUUGGAUCGGGGAGCAGUUCCUAUGAAAUAUGACAACAUUGAAAGUGGCAUUGCCUCAGCAAAUCUCCAAGAAGCAGUCUAUAUUGCCACUCCAAUGCGUGUUUCUCUGGGACAGAGACAAGAUAUCAGUCCUUAUGCAACAUUCCGUGUCCCUGUUCUGGGAGAUGCAGAUCAUUUGGAUGCUAUAGACAAUGUUGAAUCACACAGGACUUCCAGCUGUCUCCAGUACAGUGAAAAGCCACAUCAUUCAUCAACAUUUGGAAGCUGUCCUGAAUCACCAUAUCCAAAGAUACACAAGAAACCUCAUUAUGAGAAUGAAACAUGUGAUUGGAUUCCACUACACAACCUAUAUCAGGCUCACAGGUAUUGACUUCCAGAAGCUUAUGUGUACAAAGUUGAAUCCACAGUUACUUGGAAAAUUAUUUGCAGAAUUGUAACCAGUUGAAGAACAAUGUUAAAAGAACAUUUUUAAUGAACUUUACAACUUAAGUGCCUUUGAACCAGUGAUUGUUCACAAGUUAAAAAAAAUAUUUUUGAUGUUUCUCCCUGUCCUCAGGUAACCGAUUAAAAUAUUUUUUGAAACUAAUACUGUAUUAUGAAUAUUUAAGUCUGACAAUAAUAUUUGUGUCCAUCUUCAACAUAAAACAAUGAACAUGACUCAUAGGAAAUUGUGUAGUGCCCUCUGUAGUUACUUACAGCCUAUUGGUGUCAGUAUAUGUGUUAAAGCAGCUCAGGUUAUAUACAUAUUUUAAAAAUGUAUCAGGUUCAAACCAAAAGAGUGGUGAGAAAAAUUAAUCUGCAGUGUAAUUGUUUAGUUUUUUUGCUUCUUAGGUGAAAACAACAAAGUUGAGCAUUAUGUCAGACAAAAUAAAAUUAUUUUAAGUGACAGUCGGGUGUGACAUAUAUUCCCAUACCCUACCAUGUUGCCACCUCCUCCAUAUUCUGUGUGGCCUUCCAUCAACUUCCCCUGACUUGCCCCCAUCAUCCUAGGUCACUGCUUGUGUAAUUUAUACAGCAGCAUCAGAAGUAUGAAAACUUCAGUAUGUCAGUCCUCUGUUA